UUUUAUGACGCGACCUUUUGGUGCAGGGUAGGCUUACAUAUAUAAGUGCGUCUGUGUCAUCGUACCAGUUGACUUAAUUGAAGUGGUUACAUGCAUCCAUCGAUCGUCUCUCCCGUUUUACUUUUUAGUGCCACGAUUUCAAAGAUAGUUCUUGAUUAUUCAGGUCAACAACUCAAGUGCAAGGCUUGUAUAUCCUUACAAACCCAGCCUAAUCUCUUUGAUCUGCCAUGCAAUAUGAGCAAUCUACCAGAAGUGACGUGCUGGAACAACAUGACCGCUUGUGGACGCGCUACAAUCAAUGGGACGGGAAUAGUAGAUCCCAGUCUACCUUCAGUGACCUUCAGUGCCACCAUUUUGGGAUGUGUGCAGACAAUCAAAAGUAAUACAUGCAGUGAAGAUAAUGAUGCCCGAUCCGACUUGCUCGGAAAUAUUUUGAAUUAUCGCGAUGACUAUGGUAUCACUGACACAGCGGCUCCGUUGGUAGGACGUUUGCCAAUGAUAUUUCAGGCAGACACAACCCAGCUGGAUGCAAACAUUGUAUGCCCCCUCAACGGGACUAUUGUUGGAGGGGCUGGGUCUCUGCGUACCGACGUCGUCGUCGUCAUUGCUGCUCUUCUCAUGGCUAUUUUUGCUAAGGAGUUUUAAGAUUGUAGGGACUCUUCUGGUUCUUCUUAUUCUUCUUCUCCUCUUCCUCCUCCCCUCUUCUUCUUUUUUUCUUCUUCUUCUCCUUCUUCUUCUUCUUCUUCUUUUUUUUAAAUUCAAAUAAACAAAUAGUGCAUUAGCGGCAUGCAUUUUGUUUCUCGAAGUGAAAUUAGAAAAAGAUUUGGGUUUUUUGUUAACAUAUUAUAUAUUAUUAUUAUUAUUCAUAGAGUACUGUAGCUUAUGAAGCUAAUUUAAAUGUGCACAUUCGCUGGAUUCAAGAGGGCGCUGUAGGACGGUGCUGUAAACACGGGUCUAAUGCUGCUUUUGACGAGAGGUUUCACGGGCCUAAUUACAACUGGCAGGCAAAAGAUAUUCAUUCGAGUCAACCCAUUCUCAAUUUUCAAAUUUGAUAUUGCUGAUUGACAAAAAUGAAUGAAUAUGACUGACAAUCUAACACUGAUUCUAGGGAGGGUACCUACUGAACUUCCUUUUUCCAAAUUGGAAAGAUAUAUCACUACUUUGGAACUAUUUUGUUACUGGUGGAAGAAUUAGGACCAUUUUACUCUCUCAAGUGAUGAAUUUGAUCCUGUCAGGUGUAAUCUUUAUAAAUGCCGAUUUAUUUUUAAAAUGAGCCGGUCGAGGUACCCUUUUCUGGUCAGAUAUGGAAUGUCAGAUAUAUAUCCUGUCCACUGGUAGUAAACAUUCAACCCUCGAAUUUCCUCUUUAUCUUUUAUGAUUUUUUUCAAAGUGCCACUUUAACACACGAGUCUUUGGGAAAUGAAUUAGGCAUGUGAUACCUAUAUCGGCGUACGUUGGCCCAAACAUCUGAUGACGCCACUUCACAAAACAGAAGGUUUCGAAAAGCAGCCAAAGCGUACGCAACUGAGAAUCAAGGGUUUGGGCAUUCAGAACAUGACAUCUGCGUGAGCGUCGUUUAACUUUGGUGUCAAUGAUCUGCUCGCACCGUCGAUUGCAGCGCGUAAAUACAAUGAAUGUCCAACAGCUCUCUCUUAAAUCCUGGCAACGUGCAAUUGUAGGUUCUUUUAACUUCAAAUGUAUACAGUGCGUUUCAGAAAAAAGAGUAAUCCAAAUAUAGAGGGCUGAUAUUCGUAUCAUAUUUCAUUUCGUGAAAUUAUUCUGCAUGGAUAUGAGAAAAGAACACCUCAGCUCUCAAUUGAUACCCUAUUUGUACCAUCUGUGUCACGCAUGACCGAAUUAAUGUUAAUGACAAUGGGUGAAGAUGACACUUUUUCCAAGUUUUGGUAAAGAGGGUAAAAUCUGCACAUGAUAGAAUAGGAUGUUUUUGAGGUUUCCAAGUAAUUUUUGGAAUGUAGAGUCAAGGCAUUCCUCUGAAAUGAUGUUUGAAAGGUUGAUGUCUUAUUCACCCACACCUUCAGCGUGUCCUCCUGCAUGUCCUCCCGUCUCCUUUGCACACAAAGCCGGCACCGUGGAAGGAUAUCUUAAGGCCACCGCACACCUUACGACUGGUCUGCGACCCGAUUUCAGAAUAAAAUGUAAUAGAAUUUGAUGCUAAUAUUGAGACUUGGAAUAUCUUACUGUGUAAUGUUCUAAAUCAUCGUACGAAUACCUAUGAUCAAAUUUGUGACUAUGCUAUCAUCCUUCUUAGAAUAAAAGCGAAUUUAAUAUCUAGUCGUAAUGACGUCAUAGCAGUCUUACGAUUGGCUACGAUUUGAACCUAAUUUGGACUUUACUCCAAAAUAAGGGCUUGCAAUCUUUCAAAAUUGUUAUAAUAUUAUUAUUUCAAUUAAUUUCAACCUCAAAUAAAGUGAUAUGUUCUCUUCACAUCUUCAGAAAAUGAGCAAAAUGCGAUUUGUUCCUAAAUCGGGUCGCAGACCAGUCGUAAGGUGUGCGGUCGCCUUUAAACAACUCGUCUCACCAUUGCUGGAUCAAUGCGCAAAGCUUCCACCUCAAGUUGAAUUCGGCCCUCCAAAUCAUCAAUAUCUUGAGGAGUUGCGAACCAAGUUGCGAACACCUUGGUUUUCUUUACGUGUCCCCAAGGGAAAUAAUCACAGGGCAUGAUCUCAAGGUCAUGCAAUCUUGAUAGCCAUUCUACGUCAUGGUUGAGGGUAACAACUCGAUGUCCAAACAGUUUUCUUAUAGUCUAUCACGAAUGGUGAUGGAACGAUGCGCAGGAGCGCCAUCCUGGAUCCACCUGUACACUCCUCGAACAUGUCUCUCAAAAUGUUGAUCCAACUGUGUCACGAUCUCCUCGUCAAUCAUCUGCAAGUACAAUCGCCCAUUUGCACUCCCUUGGAAGAAAAGGGGGCCAAUCAAAAUAUUGUUGCCAACUCGGGCAUCGAUGAAAGUAUUCACAUCAGCCUCGACCCUUUCAUCAAGUUUUCAAAAACUUCUAAAAAGGGGUAUCUGCAUCUUUUGUCUUCAACAUCAGUUAAUUUGGUCAUGCUUGACACAACUGGUACAAAUAGGGUAUCAAUGGAAAGCUGAGGAGUUCUUCUCUCAUAUCCAACCAUAUGAUUUUAUAGAAUUAAAUGGGCUUUAAAAAUCGGCUCCCUCGAUUUGGAUUACCUUUUUUUCUGAAACGCAUUGUAUAAUUAGAUAUAUCGGACACCGUUUAAACGGAUUAUUGUUUUACGUACGAAAUUUCUAAAACUAAUCAAUAUCAAUGUUUUAGCUAGUGAUACAUCUAAAGUAUAUAUCGAUACAGACAUAUUAUAAUCAGAGUACAUGUAAGACCCCAAGCUGUUAUUUUAUUACGAGCACAUUUAAUGAAAUUUUCGAAUAAUUAUUUUGUUACUGUCUUUUGAGUGGGAAUGAUCGGGCUGGCAGUUCAUUGCAGUUGUAAAUUGGUUUUCAUAUUUCUGUUUGUACACUAAACGAAAUAGGCAGAUAGGAACAACUACCCACACUCGUGGUUGAUAGGAUGACCGCAAAUAGUGAAUGCUGUUACGCUGUGCACGUUAAAAGGUAGAGUUAGCUACAUUAUCCACAUUUAAUGGCGCAGAGUAUGUUGUAGGUGCAAAAUUUCUACUUUUUUAAAGAAACCAUAUUUUACUGCACCUUGAACAUUAAGGAGACAUAUGAGAAAUUCCGUGCGCUAACAAGAUAAAAAAGCCGCAUUUUUGUAGGCCCAUCCAUUCUCCCCGUAAUGUGUUGCAACUUGCAAGAAAAUAUUUUCAAUCAGUUGCAAAUUUUAGAUACAAGUUUACAGGUGAUAGAUUGAUUUUAACUAUAAAAGGUCAAGUCCACCUCAGAAAAUUGUUGAUUUGAAUGGAUAGAGAAAAAUCAAACUAACAUAACCCUGACAAUUUCAUCAAAAUCGGAUGUAAAAUAAGAAAGUUAUGUCAUUUUAAAGUUUUGCUUAUUUUUCACAAAACAAAACAACUAUCGAUGUGCAAAUGAGAGAGUCGAUGAUGUCACUCACUAUUUAUUGUGUUUUUUAUUGUUUAAAUUAUAAAAUAUUUCAAUUUUCACAGAUUUGACAAUUGGGACCAACUUUAUUUAACCACAAACUGUUAAUAUAAUGGUAAUUGCACAUGUUCAGGGAGGCAUAAAGUUUUGUUCCACAUGACGAUGAGGAGAAAAUUCGAAUUUUUCAUAUUUCAUAUAAUAAAAUACAAAAGAAAUAGUGAGCGGGUGACGUCAUCUGUCUGCUCAUUCGCAUACCGACCAGGAUUUGCAUAAAACUGUUUAAAAUGUCAUAACCCUAAAUUUUCAGUGUUGUGUUUGUUGGAUUUUUCUCCUUUUAUUGAAACCAACUUUUUAUUGAGGUGGACUUGUCCUUUCAAGGCAAAUCAAUUUAUACUUGUUGAUAAAAAAGCUGACCUUGAAAUGCGAUCAAUGGCAAGUACCUUGCGACAUCCCCAUUGGUGUGUAUAGAAUGUAUGUGAUCUCCUUCAGAAUGAGUUGAUUCUCCAACCUCUGACAGCUGUAUCAGCAGAGACCAGAGAAGCGUUUCAUUCAAGGGUUUGAUCCGACACGGAAUCCUUUUUUAUCCUUCCUUUACCAUAGUAACACUGCUUCUAAGCCAAUCAGAAUCAAGAAAGGAUCUGACAACUCGUCGGAUGAAAAUGUUAGUGAAACGCCCCUCAGUGUUUCGUUUUAUGAAAGCUUGCCAUCUCUACGGAAAGCAAAACUGGACGAUAGGCUGAUUGGACAAAAUGCAGACGCAUGGAAUGUGCGAAGCAUACGUCUGUUCACAAAAGAUUAAUGUCUAGCUUGGCUUUCCAUAGAGAUGGUGUCAAGCUGGAGUGUGACACUUUCACGAGGCGGGCCCGUUUAGUUAUAGUGUCAACUAUGGUUACUUGGCCAUCAUAAGAACUUCCAUGGUAACUUUGAUUGACUGCCAAGCCCUGUCACGAUGGUAGUUGCCAUAAUAAGCCAGUUCGUAGUUCCUUUCUGCGCAUGAUCAACAGAUUCUACGCAUGAUCAGAGGAAGGUCAUUUGUACUAAUGUGACAUGGUGGUUUAAAAUCUAAUGAGAUAAGCACCAACUUUGAUGUCUUGAUUAUUCAUAUAUUCUUUUGAAUUGUGGUUUUCAUUUACAUCCACAAAAAACAACAAUGCGUCCACGAACGACUGGUAUUUCACAGUUUGCCAAGUACAUUGUGCAACAAGCUAUGAUAUGCAUUCAAAGUAGGAAUGCAACAAAUACCUUCAUAAAGUGUUCAUUGGUGUGCUAUUCUAGUCACCUGGUCUAUUCAAUUUCAUCAUCCUGCUAUGUAAGGCAAGCUUACGUAAUAUCUUGCUUUGAAAUCUGCCUAUCAUAAUGAAAGAAAUAAAAGGUCAUUUGACCAAAAUUUUCCAUGAAGUAACUACGAACUGGUCUAUUAAAUUCAAUAAUUAUACACUGUCCCACGUGCGCUUAUCUGUGUUGGGGAAGUUCAGUCUGAACAUUAUUCAGCGUAGAUUUCAAGAUUUCACAAAGUUCAGUUUAUGUAACUGUACCAGAUCUAGAUCCUCGAUGAUAAACUGACAAUUAAGCCUGGUUUUACAGACUUUCUCAUGAAAUCAGUGUUUACUGCAACUACUGGAAUUUCUCUUUAAAGUGACAAUCAUUCUGGAAAAAAAAUUUUUUAGGGGGUGGUGCUGGAGCACCCCUUUAAUAGAAAGUACAAUAUUUCUUUGUCGUUUUGCAUAGAAACUAUAGGCUGUAUCCUAACGUCAUUUAUUAUAUUUAUUCUAUCAAUUUGUGUUGCAUUUUACCAAUGUCCUGGGGGCGUUUCAGAAAGCGCUGCAAUCAAACGGAACUCCAAAAAUCAAACGUAAAUUGACGUUCAGCCAAUGAAAUGCGCGCAUGAGCGACAUACGCUUGAUAUUUUGAUUUGCGUUUAAUGGCAAUUCAUUCUGCAACGGGUCGCAUAUAGGCAUUCAGUGUAUUUGAACGUGUUGGGGGAAAGGAUUACAUUGAUAACCGGUGGAUGUUUCAUAAAGCUGUUCGUAAGUUAAGAGCGACUUUAAGAACGACUGGUGAUCCUUUCUUGUAAACGGUAGAUUCAGUGGGGAUGGUUUAGCGCGUAAGAAAGGAUCACCAGUCGUUCUUAAAGUCGCUCUCAACUUACGAACAGCUUUAUGAAACGGCCCCCUGGUAUUUUGUUACACUCCGUAUAAGUAAUAAAAAGUCUUGCGUAAGUCCCUCAUGCGCGCAUUUCAUCGGUUGAAAGUCGAGUACCGAUAGAUUUUUGGGAGUUUGGUUUGAUUACGACUCUUUAUGCAACGGGAACCAGUUUGCCUAUAUAAACGGAAUACGUGCAGUCAAUAUUUAUCGAUUAUUUUGGGUUUUUUUAAUGCUGAUUUUUUUAAUAUACUGAAAUAUAUACUAACAUAAUAUAAUGAUCGAUGUACUAUUUGUGCCAUGUUCCGGAGUGGAUUGGAGUUGAGUCUCGAUGUCUAUGUUUUAACUUGGAGAUCUAUGAAGCUGAAACCAUUCAUACUUUCAAUAUAAUAUGUAUUCUGAAAAAUAAUACAAAAAGUGUCAACGUGUAAAAAGGUACUCUCUGAAUUUCAAGGAUUUAAAAUAAAUCAAUAUCGGCUUUUAAA
Lytechinus pictus (painted urchin) is the source of this 6659-nucleotide messenger RNA. RefSeq lists its product as uncharacterized. Lineage: Eukaryota; Metazoa; Echinodermata; Echinoidea; Temnopleuroida; Toxopneustidae. The record is from RefSeq and is a predicted model, not a curated record. Bases 91 to 645 code for a protein of 184 amino acids. The transcript has 3 exons.